Molecule: messenger RNA, 606 nt
Organism: Solenopsis invicta (red fire ant)
Lineage: Eukaryota; Metazoa; Arthropoda; Insecta; Hymenoptera; Formicidae
Product: golgin subfamily A member 6-like protein 22
Exons: 1
Coding region: 1-606 (201 amino acids)
Source: RefSeq, a predicted model, not a curated record
AUGGAAGAUGACUGGGAGGGUGAGUUUACAUACGUAGGAGUAAGAGGAUGUACGGUUAUAGAUUAUGUAAUUGUAAGCGUAGAUAUAAGAGAUAGAAUUUAUAAGUUUAGAGUAGGGGACAGAGUGGACUCGGACCACAUGCCUUUGGAGAUGGAGUUCAGCGGGGGAGAAGAAGAAAUGGAUCUAGAAGAAGAACAAAAACAAGAGGAAGAAGAGAAAGUAAAAAUAGAAACGAUUUUAUGGGAUGACGAGGCGAAGGUGAUGUACGCAGAAAGGACGGAGGAAUUGUGUAACACGGAAGAGCUGGAAGAAAAGGAAUCGGACACAUUAGAAGAAGAAUGGGAAAAGAUAAAGAAGAUUGUAAAGGAAGCAAUGGUGAAGAUAAGAAUAAAGAGAAGGAAGAAAGAGCUGGGUCAUAAAGAUUGGUGGGACAGAAGCUGCACCAGAAAGAAGAGAGGUAAAAAGAAUCUACAAGAAAUGGAGGAAAGGACGAAUAGGAAGAGACAGAUAUAUGAAGGAGAAAAGAAAUCUGAAAGAACUGCUAGAGAAGAAACAAGAGGAGAAGAGAAGAAAGGAAGAGGAGGAACUGAGAAGGAUGAAAAAUGA